Messenger RNA from Ornithorhynchus anatinus (platypus), 7243 nucleotides. RefSeq names its product G protein-coupled receptor 107 (gene GPR107). Gene Ontology annotation, molecular function: clathrin heavy chain binding. The record is from RefSeq and is a predicted model, not a curated record. The transcript is spliced from 18 exons. Gene Ontology annotation, cellular component: Golgi apparatus; clathrin-coated vesicle; membrane. Bases 43 to 1689 code for a protein of 548 amino acids. Gene Ontology annotation, biological process: clathrin-dependent endocytosis. Lineage: Eukaryota; Metazoa; Chordata; Mammalia; Monotremata; Ornithorhynchidae.
GAUCCCGGGGUCCCGGGGGUCGGGGGCGGAGGGAAGCCCAAGAUGUCCGGCGGCGCGCUGGCGGUGCGGGGCUCCGGGGCGGCUCCGGGGCCGCUGCUGCUCCUCCUGCCGCUGCUGCUCCCGCCCCGCGCCCGCGCCCGCAUGCACCACCUCCUCCUCAAGGAUGAUGUGAGGCAGAAAGUUCAUCUCAACACCUUUGGAUUCUUCAAGGAUGGAUUCAUGUCGGUCAACGUCAGCAGCCUUUCAGUGAGGAACGAAGAGUCUGUUGGCAAGGACAGUAUUGGAUUUAGCUUGGAUCGGACAAAGAACGAUGGAUUCUCCUCUUAUUUGGAUGAAGAUAUGGAUUACUGUAUCCUUAAAAGGAGUUUGAGCCCGUCGGCGUCCAUUACUCUUUUAAUCCUAGACUUUUCACAAAAUACAGUAAAAAUGAAGUCACCUCCAGAAGCUGGCACCCAGUUACCUAAAAUUAUCUUCACAAAUGCAAAAGUUUAUCAAGAUCUCAGUGAUCCCAAGGAUCCCUUGGUGAAUAAUCAAACUCAUGAAAAACAAGAUAGUGGGAGGUCCAUGCGCAGUACAGAGGAUUUACAGACCUCAGCAGAGCAAACCUAUUCUGUUUAUAGGAACAAAGGAGCCAUUUCAUUUCAGUUUUCUUUCAAUAUCAGUACUGAUGACCAAGAAGGCCUCUACAGUCUUUACUUCCACAAAUGUCCUGAGAGGGACAAGCAGAAGAGUGACCAAAGGUUCCCUUUCAGCCUUGAUAUCGAGAUCACUGAGAAGAAUCCUGAUAGUUACCUCUCAGCAGGCGAAAUUCCUCUUCCCAAGCUAUACGUUUCCAUGGCUCUGUUCUUCUUCCUCUCUGGGACCAUCUGGAUUCACAUUCUCCGCCAGCGCAGGAAUGAUGUUUUUAAGAUUCACUGGUUGAUGGCAGCCCUUCCUUUCACCAAGUCUUUGUCCUUGGUGUUCCACGCGAUUGACUACCACUACAUUUCGUCUCAGGGGUUUCCCAUUGAAGGCUGGGCUGUAGUUUACUACAUCACUCAUUUAUUGAAAGGCGCGUUGCUGUUCAUCACAAUCGCACUAAUCGGUACUGGCUGGGCUUUCAUCAAACACAUCCUUUCGGAUAAAGACAAAAAGAUCUUCAUGAUGGUUAUUCCGCUGCAGGUCCUGGCAAAUGUGGCCUAUAUCAUCAUAGAAUCAACAGAGGAAGGGACGACCGAUUACGGGCUGUGGAAAGAUUCCCUCUUUCUAGUGGAUUUGCUCUGCUGCGGAGCCAUCCUCUUCCCAGUGGUGUGGUCAAUAAGACACUUACAAGAGGCCUCAGCAACAGAUGGGAAAGCUGCUAUUAACCUAGCAAAACUGAAACUCUUCAGACAUUACUACGUCUUGAUCGUAUGUUACAUUUAUUUCACACGAAUCAUUGCGAUUCUUCUCAAGCUCGCCGUCCCGUUCCAGUGGAAAUGGCUGUACCAGCUCCUGGAUGAAAUGGCCACGCUGGUGUUCUUCGUCCUCACUGGGUAUAAAUUCCGCCCAGCGUCUGAUAAUCCAUACCUGCAGUUGUCUCAGGAAGAUGAUGACUUGGAAAUGGAAGCUGUGGUGACGACUUCAGGAGUUAUGGAAAACAUGAAGAAGGUCAAGAAGGUGACAAAUGGAUCUGUGGAGGCUCGCAGCGAGUGGGAGAGCACAGCAUGAUGGGAUAGACCCUGGGAUCGUCACUUUUCGGAGAAACUUUUAAUUUAUUAAUAAGACUGUCUGUGAAAGGAAGCCGCUGCCACUUCCCAACAUCGAUGUCACAAAAAAAUUAUGGCUGGGAGCAAAAUGUCACAGAAACCUAAUUUCUUCCUCUUAAUUCUAAGGAAAAUGGAUCUUUACGUGACCUCAACAAAAUUUUAACUUGCUUGACUUGGAAAUGCUGAGAGAGAGCAGGAGAGAGAAGAAGAGGGUGGGUUUUUUUGGUUCGGUUUUUAGUUUUUUAUAUAGGUCUGGGUGCUCUCAUCUGGAAGCGGUUCUGUUCCUUGGUUUUGUGGUACAAACAGACUGUGUGAAUGUUUGUGUGUGAGCGGGUGUGUGAAUCAAAAGGGAAAUGUACAGAUUGGAAAAUAGCAAAAUAGGGACGAUAUGCUGGGAUUGAACAAGUGAAUGAAAGGGAGAUGACUUUCAGUGACCCUACUAUUUGGGGAGGAAUUACCUUGGAAAAAGAAGGAAUAAAGUUGAGUGUCUUGGGGCGUGAUGCAUGAGAAUGAGUGAGAUGACCUGGUGUUAAAAAACAAAAUGGGCGCACCCAUUCAGGCAGACGAUAAAGUGGUUAAGAGCGUUUGCCCAGGGAUCAUCAGUCUCUCCUGGGGCUGCCCCCUCUUACCGUAUGUGAUCUUGAGCAAGCUGUCUCCGUCCUUCCCCGUUCACAUCUGCACUCUGGGCUAAAGAGGCUUUCCGGCAGGUUGCGAGCCAAGUAGUGCUGUUCUUUUCCAUUGCGCCGGGUAGUUGUGGGCCCCGGCUACCUGCCUUUCUGAGCAUUUUGGGUUUUGCAGCUUUGUACGGAUGAAAAGCGAUCUCUUUUUUUAUCCAGAAGGGGAUCUGUUCUCAGCUCAUACGAAGGCUGGGUAUGUCUUGCCCGGCGAGACUUGGGAGCCGACCAAAUGAAUCCCCCGGAAGCGGUUUUCCCUCUCCCUUGCCGUCUUGUCUGCACAAUUCAGCACUGUCCCCUUGCACACAUCUCUUGGGGCAGUACUUCCUUUGUGGCAGGACCUUAUCUUUUGCUCAGGGUUUGGGAUAUGCAAUCUUCUGUCUGCCAGCCAGCAGUGGAAUAAAGCUUACCAUUGUAGUUGGAUAAGAAUACAGCUAAUUAGAGCGGCAGAGGUACGUGGAUCAGGGAGACAGCCACGGGGAAGGAUGGAUUCGGAGCCACCUUAAACGCAAUCCACCAGCUUUUGCUGGCGGUGUUCAAGAUACGGGAAAAUGGGAGGAGAUAGGAUAUAGGGAAGGAAACCAGAUAAUUGCCUGAGGUUCAAGUGGAAAAAAUGCAGCUAAAAAAGAGAUUUUUCCCACUCCCGGUUUCCAGGCAGUAGAGGUUUUCAGAGAGUAGGCAAGAGUGCUUGGAAAGACCAGGAUUUCCUGAUUUUGGGUGGGAGUGAAUGACCAGCUGCCUGAAACUCACAUUAUUUUAAAAAACGGAGAUUCAUUUUUAAAAUGGGGCAGUCAGGACUGAAGGAAGUAAGAGUUUUUUUAUACCAAAGUGCUGGGCAACACUUGGGUGAGUUUCCUUUAAUUCCCCGGUGGUUUCCCUACCGGUGACAAGGGACUGCAACACGGCCCUUCAGCCCAAAGACAGAUGGUGAGGAAGAGCCAACCGUAACUUACUGAAGGGUAUUUGGUUUCAUGUCUUCAACUGCAGAGGCAUGUCUACAGAUUAGAAAUCUGACUCGCUACGCAACUGCCAUUGAACCAGAGCCUCUAGGGUGCAGCCUGGAUCCUGAUGAGCAGAAAAUGAGGACCUCUGGGAGUACGUUUUCUUAGCUGAAGUUGACAGACAGGGGAGAACCGAAUUCGGCUUGCAAAAGUCGCUGUGGAGAAGAUUUGCAUUUCCCUAAACAGCUUCCCACAAUAUUAGGCCUCGAAGAGCACAUGUUUUGGUGCCAUUGACAGUGUGAGAAGUCAGCGGUUAAGAAGUCAUGCUUGCUUUCAAUCCCUGCUGUCUCCUCUGUCUCAGUAGCUCACUGCUUUCUUAAGGUAUUACCUCCAUGAACUUGGAAACCUUUAGAUGGAAAAUAAGUGGAAGCACCUUACAGAUUUAAAUCUGCCUUGUCCUUUAGUAGACCACUGAUGAUCAGUGAUCUGCGGCUAUUCUAGGGAAAAGCACACAUUUUCCCCGAGGUGGGAGACCCGGAAAAAUGCCCCGAAUUGUCAAACAUACUGUGGCUGUCACACUUCUUCAGCUUCCACUCUGGGUAGAAAGGGGAUACUUUUGACGGCGAGGCUCUUCUCCUUUCCCAUAAGCGGCACGGCACCUGGAGUUUUAAGAGCAUCCCAUUAUAGCCUCAUCAGGGGAAAGCCUGCCUCUGAUUUGCUUGUGUACCAGCACCAGAGUGCUAACCGGUGUCAAAGGAGAGGUCGACUUCCCGGAAAGAACUAAAAUGGGCGAGUGUCACUCUUCUCCCAUUCCUGAGGGGGACCUACGGAGGUUUUUGAUAUCUUUUUUUUUGAAAAGCAAAGCGAUAGGUAGGUGUGAGCACACGUGUGCGCUUCCCCGAUCACACUCGUGCGCUUCCCCGUGUUCUGGAAGAAACCGCAACAUUACCGCUUUCUCUUGGCCGGAAACAGCACUUGGCCUCCCGCUGCAUUUGUCAGCAACCUCAGCGCCUCGGAUGUAAUUAAUGUGCUUACUCCGCUCUCCAGUUUCCCCGGGGACUCAGGGUUCUUAAUUUUGCAGCCGAGGAAUUGGAUUAAGCGCUGGACAGACCCCCUGAGGAGCCUGAAGUGGGCAGAUGAAUAGUGUGGCUUUUUAAAAUUUCUUUAAAAAAAUUUUUUUUUUGAGUUCUUACUAGGCGGAGUCACAACAGUUCAAGCGAAACUGUUGUUUUUCAAUCUUGAAAUCUUUCGGUUGGCAGGAGUGGGCCGGAUGGGUGGCGAAGGUGGGCCGUGUUAGUCUGAGAAAACUCAGCCAAGUAGGGAGAAUAGGUUUAAAAGAAUUUAAACUUGGGAGAAAAAUGUUAAUUUCCAUCCUGUUCUUGGGUGUCCUUUCUCUCUCGUCUUCCUAAAAGCCGAGCUGCGUUCAGCUGUCUUCGUCACGGAGUGAAUGGGGUCGAUGAGUGCCCAGAGAUGAAUUGAAACUGAAACAGUGGCACCACUAGCUCCUCUGCCUGUUUGAUGAUUUGGGCUUCUCUGGAUGGGUGGGAACUGUUAUAACAGCAAGGUUUCAGUGUUUCAGAGGUGGCGGGAGUGGCAGAAUGCAGCAUUCGGAAUCACGCUAAUUAUACUUGCUCUCUGCCACCCCUCUGCCCAUUUCUGCCUCUACAAAUUGGGAUUAAAUGCAUUUCAUGGACUGGAAGCUUUGCCUCUCGGGGGACAUCUUAGGAAGCUCAGGCUCCUGUUCGACUCUGUAAGAAUGUGACUACAGUCCUGUUUCUUGGGGUGGCGGGAGGCAGGGCGGACUGUCUUAACCCCUGCAGUUCAGAGGUGCUUUUCAGCUCCUCACUGCUCAAAACGUUAUUAGCAAUGCACUUUAUGACUCUGGGGAAUCGAUAUUGAUGAAUUGCCACUGAAUACUCUUAGUUGUACACCCACUGCAGUUAAGAAUUACUUCUUGGGUCACAGCCUUGGUAAACUUGGUUUCCUGCUGGAAAUUAUUUGAUUACAACAUCCAGAUCUUGUUUCCGUGGCCCCUUAGACGGUCCGACCAAGGAAGACGUUUUGGGGGACCUUCGGAUUUUAGAUAGGGGUAGCGUGCAGCUUUAUCAAACACGAUUUCCCUCCUCGCGUGGCUGCGUAAUCCACGGUAACGUUUACCGAUAUGAUCUUUUCCGUAAGCCGUUCUAUAUUUCUCCCCCACCCCCUCCUAUUGAUUUGCCCUUUUCCUCGAGUUCCACAUUGGCACAACCUGGGAGAGUGGUGUAAAGAUUUUGGUGCAUUGCAGCAUUUUGUCUCAGUGCAACUGCAUGAAAGAUGUAUUUCCUAAGCCACGAGAACUUUAUAUAGAGAGAGAGUGUAGUAAUACCGUACAUUAUUUGUCUCGAUCUACUUUUAUGUAAAGCGCUUCCUAACACUAGCAUUCAGACUUUGUUGCCGUUGAUCAGUGGCGGUCCCUUUCUAGAUGGAUGAGUCCUACGACUAAAGGAAAGGGUAAAGUAGGUCGAUCUUAAACGUUUUGGUUCACCCCUCCUUCCUCUUCCCCCACCAACCCAUAAAUUGUUCUGUUGUCAAAGAGAAAGUGAUUCUGGGACACCGUGCCAUCCUCUGUGUACGAGAAGACGUGUACCCCUUCAUGCUCAGAUGUGGGGGGAAGAGGCUUUUUUAUCUCUAGCAUCAUCAAUCCAUUAAACUUCAGUGACAACGAACAUCUUCAUCCAAUCUCUGUCUUUCUCCCCAUUGUGACAGUCCCCGACUCUGUGUCUGCGAUUCAGCGUGCUUCGAGCCCAACUACCAUUCUGCUUGUGGGAGAAUCUAAUGUCUUUUGGGCUUUCGCUAUAUUAAAGUUAAGCCACCUCAACCGUAUCGCAUGUGAGUACGUCCACAAAAUGAUUACUUUGGAAUAUACCGAAUGUUCUCCUCAUGAAUCUCUUUCUUACCUGUGAUGUGUCCCCCACCCCACACCCAGCCUCCUGACCCGUGAGGUUUCGGCAGGGUGUGCCCUUCUUAAAGACACCGACUUGAGUUGCCGUGAAUCCUUGUUGCCGCCUGAAGCGUCGUUAUCGAUCGCUGCGUGAGUCAUUUUAGUAGCCAUGCUGAAAGUUCUCAAUGAUCCCAGGGACCUCUCUCCUUAAAAGCAGUGCUGCUCCCAUGCUGCCUUUGCUUGGUUCAUUGGUGAAACGGGCUUACGUUUUCAUAUUGUUUAAGGGAGAGGCAUGAUGAGAAAAUAUCGGCCCGAGUUCCCCCUCUGAGAGAUGAAGAGAAGGCACCCGGGGCAGAGUAAGGGGAGGGAGAGGCUGGUUAUAGGGUGGAGAGUUGCACUUGAGCUGGAUCGAGAACCCGUUGAAACAGAGAAUCAGCCGUUGGGAGGUGGGAGGGAAGGUGGGUCUGGGGCCCUAGUUACCUGGUGGCUAAAUAGCAACAAAAUAUUUAACGAAUGCCGGUUUCAGUUUAGGAGUCUUCCCUCUGAAAAGAGAAGAUUCCAUAGCCAGAGGGCAGAAGAGGGACUCUGGAAACAGCAGGGUUGGACUACGGUGUCUGAGAGCUGUCACCUGGCGGAUCCAGAGCUCUCUUCACUUGUGUAUAACCUCUUGGCUUCUAAAGCAGCUUUAAGGCAGCUUGCGUACUGUAAGUUGGAAUCGCUUAACAAUAUGACCUCUAAAGGACUCAAAAAUACAUUUAAUCCAGGAGCAAGUUUCGAUUUCUGGAGGCUUGCAGCCUUGUAAAUACGACUUUACUUUUUCAAGCUAGGUUGGGAUGAAAUGGAAUUUUCCAUAUUUUUUUUAACAUCACUAAGCAGAUCAUCGAACAGUAUUUAUGAAAAGAUAUUGGGGUGAGGGAAUACAAAUCAGGAUAUCAUAUGUAAUGGGUUGAAAUGUGUAAAAUAAAGAUUCUUUGACUGGAA